This is a messenger RNA of Leucoraja erinaceus (little skate), 966 nucleotides long. RefSeq names its product probable G-protein coupled receptor 139. The record is from RefSeq and is a predicted model, not a curated record. The transcript is spliced from 3 exons. The coding region runs from base 1 to 966 and encodes 321 amino acids. Gene Ontology annotation, biological process: G protein-coupled receptor signaling pathway. NCBI's taxonomy places the organism in Eukaryota, Metazoa, Chordata, Chondrichthyes, Rajiformes, Rajidae. Gene Ontology annotation, cellular component: membrane. Gene Ontology annotation, molecular function: G protein-coupled receptor activity.
AUGGCGGUUAGUGACUGGCAACGGAUACGUACACUUUCAAAUGUCAAAUAUUACUUUAAUUACAGCAUUACAGUAAUCGGACUGCUCAGUAAUUUAGUGGCGAUUAUCGUUAUUGGACGAGGAAAGUGCGGGCUGUCUCGAUGCAUCACCCACUAUCUGGUGGCGAUGGCGGCAGCAGAUCUAUUGGCCGUCUUCUGCAACGUGGCGAUAUUUUACCUUUACGCUGUGAUUUUUCGGUACACUCACACUAUUGCAUGCACCCUACAAUACGUGAUGGCCUAUGUGUCCCUGGACUGCUCAGUCUGGUUAACUGUCGCUUUUACAUUUGAUCGCUUUGUGGCCAUUUGUUGCCAGGACUUUAAGACCAGGUACUGCACGGUUAGAAUCGCCAGGGUGGCGAUAGCAACAGUGUAUGUGGUGAGUUUCAUACGGAACAUCCCCUACUACUUUGCGUUUUAUUCUUAUUAUCCAACAAUGCCCAUUGGAUGCAUGGAAAAGCCGGAAUAUUUUACCCACCCUGGGUGGAUUGCUUUCGCUUGGAUAAACAACAUUUUAACCCCUCUGCUCCCGUUUUUCGUUAUUGUUUUGCUUAAUAUCCUGACGGUCAGAUCGAUCGUGGUGGCGAGCCGAGCCCGCAGGAAGCUCCGCGCUCACGCCAGUGGCGAAAAACAGGAGGACCCGGAAAUGGAGAGUCGAAAGAAAUCGAUCAUUUUACUCUUCUGUGUGUCCGGCAGUUUCAUCCUCCUGUGGCUGACGGACGUGAUUACCUUUAUUUAUACGCAUAUUGCCAACAUACACUAUGUCCCAGAUUGGUCUCAUCCUUUGACGAUGGCAACUGAAGCCGGGAACAUGCUUAAAAUUCUGAGCUCGUGCACGAACUCGUUUAUUUAUGUGGUGACCCAGUCUAAGGUCAGAGACGAACUGAAGAAUGCAAUCAGCUGCAGCGCCAAUUACGAGCUGAAUUAG